This is a messenger RNA of Nestor notabilis (Kea), 1169 nucleotides long. RefSeq names its product nucleoporin 35kDa (gene NUP35). Gene Ontology annotation, biological process: regulation of DNA-templated transcription; nuclear pore organization; NLS-bearing protein import into nucleus. The record is from RefSeq and is a predicted model, not a curated record. The transcript has 8 exons. Gene Ontology annotation, molecular function: phospholipid binding; single-stranded DNA binding; structural constituent of nuclear pore. Lineage: Eukaryota; Metazoa; Chordata; Aves; Psittaciformes; Psittacidae. Gene Ontology annotation, cellular component: nuclear pore central transport channel; nuclear pore nuclear basket; nuclear membrane. The coding region runs from base 1 to 936 and encodes 311 amino acids.
AUGACUCUCGGCUCCCCGACAUCUCCAAAACCAGGAGCUAGUGCUCAGUUUCUCCCUGGGUUCCUGAUGGGUGAUUUACCUGCGCCCGUGACUCCGCAGCCGCGUGCUUUAACCGGCCCUUCAGCCGGGGUGAUGGAAAUGAGGUCUCCGCUACUUACAGGAGGAUCUCCCCCACAACCAGUAGUACCUACACAUAAAGAUAAAAGUGGUGCUCCACCAGUUAGAAGUAUAUAUGAUGAAUUAUCUAGUCCUGGACUUGGAUCAACGCCUCUAACCUCAAGAAGAACAGCCGGCUUUUCUCUAACACAGAGCCCAUUGGUUGGAACUAUGCCAUCAACCCCUGGAACAGGUAGAUGUGUGUUCAGUCCUGCAAGUAUUGGGCAGCCUAGGAAGACUACUCUAUCUCCUGCUCAGCUAGAUCCUUUUUACACUCAGGGUGAUUCCCUGACUUCAGAAGAUCAACUUGACGACACAUGGGUAACUGUAUUUGGAUUUCCUCAAGCAUCAGCUUCAUACAUUCUUCUACAGUUUGCUCAGUAUGGAAACAUAUUAAAGCAUGUGAUGUCCAACACAGGAAACUGGAUGCAUAUUCGAUACCAGUCUAAACUUCAAGCCCGGAAAGCCUUAAGCAAAGAUGGAAGAAUUUUUGGUGAAUCUAUCAUGAUUGGUGUCAAGCCGUGUAUAGAUAAAAGUGUGAUGGAAAACUUUGAAAGAAGUUCUAUAUCCUCAACAUCUUCAGUUUUCACUCCACCUCCAAAAUCUGUCGGCACACCAGUACAACUUGCAAAUAAUACUACAAGGAUUUCUACGAUGAGACCUCUUGCAACAGCAUAUAAAGCUUCCACUAGUGACUAUCAGGUGGUUUCUGACAGACAGACUCCUAGGAAAGAUGAAAGUAUUGUAUCUAAAGCAAUGGAAUAUGUGUUCGGCUGGUAAUAUACAAGAGGAAGUAACACACUAAGUCGGUCAGAGUUUGAAAUAUGCUACUGGCAUCCAUGGUUAGUUGUAUAACUGUUGGUGGCAGUAUUUUAACUUGCAUCUCACCUGAUAUGCCUUCAGUUGAUUCAGCAGACAUGUAGCUUGCACUUUAAAUGGCGGCAGUGUACACACGGUUUUAAACACCAAGUAAGUGUAAACAUAAGUGCUUUUUUUCCCAUCUGCGCUCUGAU